UCCAGCCACCACAUCAACGCGUCUGGACGCGUCGAGUCGAUCUCCUCUGGAACUUCGGCUUGUCUCGUUUGUAAGUGAUGUGAUGGGCGACUCUAGCACUUUUCUCAUGUCUCGAUAAUUAUCGUACAAUAAGCCGCAAAAGAUUCGUAAACUGCCUAUGUCGUAUUGCACAUGAGAGCCUGUGUUGGGCCAUCCGUUCACGUAGUAGUAAUGUCAAACACACUUUGUCCACUCCGCGUGUCCACCCCGCAUUGCUCACGCAUUGCUCCACACGCCGUUGUCUUCUUCUUCACCUUUCAUUUUCACAUCCUACCUUCACUCUCACGCUCAUGUGCUCAUCAGUUUUGGCGGUUGCAGGCACGAGGCUGCCGAUGCUGCCCGGGCGCGCGCCCAACGGUAGCGCACACCCGAUUGGCCACAGGGCAAGUCAUUACCCACGGCCGCUACUGUGACAUACGAACCAUGGGAGCUCUCGGUCAACACGCACCUGCCGACGAGGGUCAUGCAAACCCUUUGUGCAUAAACAAAAGCACGGCUGGAAUGGACAAUGGCGCACCAUGGAUCAGCAGUCUCGUUUGUCUCUCCCGCCUAUCACCGCCUAAAGUCAUAUCACCAUGGUGAAAACGGAGACAGUGAGAGAAGUACUGUACGGCACAGCGUGCAAUAGUAUCGUAGCUACAAGCCACUCUCCGUGGGCUUGAGGGCCACAAAGCGACCUUUCGAACCA
Molecule: messenger RNA, 727 nt
Organism: Alternaria alternata
Lineage: Eukaryota; Fungi; Ascomycota; Dothideomycetes; Pleosporales; Pleosporaceae
Exons: 1
Coding region: 172-621 (149 amino acids)
Source: RefSeq, a predicted model, not a curated record